GCUCCAACCCCAACACUGCUCGAUCAUUCGAGAUGGACCCCGCCAUCGCUGCAGAGCUGGACAGGUGCGCUGACGGUAUCCCCUUUCGCGCUGUCAGAAAUCACACUCAGUCAACAUGGGCCCGUACAUUCCACUCGUCUCCCGAACUCUACAUCCAACCCGAGUCCAUCGAGGAAGUUGAAAAGCUGAUCAACCUCGCGCGAAGAUGCAGGCGUCGGGUCACGACAGUGGGGAGCGGGCAUUCGCCUUCGGACCUGACCUGCACCUCGAGCUGGCUUGUGAAUCUGGAUAAUUUCAACAAGAUCCUGUCGGUGGACAAGGAGAAAUGCGUGGUGGUUAUGCAGAGUGGGAUACGGUUGGAGACAAUUGGUCAUGAGCUUGACAAGCAUGGACUUGCUAUGCCGAACCUAGGCAGUAUCAACCACCAGUCUAUUGCAGGAGCUAUCUCGACUGGUACACAUGGCAGUACGCUCCGUCAUGGGAUUCUCUCUGAGUCGAUCCUGUCCCUCAAAAUCACUCUCGCCAACGGCAAGACGGAAACGUGCUCCCCAACCCAGAAUGAAGAACUCUUCCGUGCCGCACUCAUCUCCCUCGGCGCCCUUGGGAUCAUCACAGAAGUGACAUUCCAAGCCGCGCCGGCCUUUACACUUGCCUGGAAACAGGUCAUUGAUACUGAUCUUAAGAUGCUCAAUUCAUGGAAUGGUACGCUGUGGACACAGGCCGAAUUCGUCCGAGUAUGGUGGUUCCCAUACACCCGCCGUUCCGUCGUUUGGACCGCCUCUAAAACCGAUCUGGCCCCUCAACCGCCUCCAAAAUCCUACUAUGAUGCCUGGCUUGGCUAUUACGUCUAUCACAACCUCCUCGCGGCCGCACAGUGGUUCCCGAGAAUCCUGCCGUGGGUAGAAUGGUUUGUGUUUGGCAUGCAAUAUGGCUUCCCGAACGGAAGCACCACCUCUGCGGUCCAGCCUUCGCGCGAAGCAUUGUUGAUGAACUGCCUGUACAGUCAGUUUGUGAAUGAGUGGGCGAUUCCUCUUUCUAAAGGCCCCGAAGCUCUCAGGAGAUUGAGCUCAUGGUUAAACCACUUGACCCCCGAGGAUCCGGAUUAUGUCCCGCAUAACAUACCAUUCUCAGCGGAUGGGCUGUACGUGCAUGCCCCGGUCGAAGUUCGCGUGUCAGACACAUCUAAAAGCAAGACUCCAAGACCGUAUCUGGAUCCGACGUGCACGGAGGAACCAACACUUUACUUGAACGCUACGCUCUACAGACCGUAUUACCGCGAUCCCCCUUGUAGAGAGAGGUACUACCAGGCAUUUGAGUAUCUGAUGAAGGAUCUCGGGGGCAGGCCGCACUGGGCAAAGAACUUCGAGUGUAGUGGAAAGGAUCUUGAGGGGAUGUAUGGAGAGCAAUUGGCAGAAUGGAGGAGAGUAAGAGGGGAGCAUGAUCCGGAGGGCAUGUUCCUGGGGGAAUGGCAUCGGAGGGUUAUUAUGGGUGAUGGACCGAGAUUAGCUUUGGAGGAACGGGAAUCGAGUCGUGGAAAGUUUUGGAAGGGAGGAGUCAAGGUUGAAGGUGUGGUUAUGGGUUCUCCGGAGGGAAAGACGUUGAGGGGGAAGAGCAGCGAGGAGAGCUUUGAGCAUUUGACUCCUUCGGAAGUGGAUAUAAAGCACGAGUAG
Messenger RNA from Amorphotheca resinae ATCC 22711, 1670 nucleotides. RefSeq lists its product as hypothetical. NCBI's taxonomy places the organism in Eukaryota, Fungi, Ascomycota, Leotiomycetes, Helotiales, Amorphothecaceae. Bases 33 to 1670 code for a protein of 545 amino acids. The transcript has a single exon. The record is from RefSeq and is a predicted model, not a curated record. Gene Ontology annotation, molecular function: FAD binding; D-arabinono-1,4-lactone oxidase activity. Gene Ontology annotation, cellular component: membrane; mitochondrion.